AUGCCUAUACACGUAUCUGUGUUGAUUGUACAAUCAUGUGUACUAAUUUAUACAUCAAUGAUUCAUGAUACUGCUGCUAAUAAUUCUAAAGAAUCAGGAAUAACUACAGGAACCUCAAUUCCUUCUCAUGAAAACCGACCUGGUAACAAUUCUUUACCAUCAUAUCGUAGCGGAGAUUUCUCUAGAACAAUGAAACGAAAAGCAUCUCGAAUCAGUCAUCAUAAAGCUAAACGUGAAAUGAGAAACGCACCAUGGACGCCCGGUGAUGAUUAUUUAUUGAUAAAUUCCGUUGUCAUGGUAUGUAACCUUACAGAAGUGUGUCACACUGUAAGAUUCGCUGUUCAUUUUACGGAGAAAGAAAUUGAACGUCGUUGGCGUGAUUUAUUAUUCGAUCCAAUCGUAUCUAGCACUGCGCUGAAAGCAAUCGAGCACCUUCCUUCGUUUAUGAAAUCCCAAUUAGAUAGACAAAUACCAUUCAGUUCACAAGAGGAUAAUAUUAUAGCUCAAAUUUCUUUCUCCGAUGUCUAUCCAGACGGUGUGUUCAAAUCGCUUAAUAUACAUAGUCUGAAUCCCUCCAUAUUUACAGAAAUUUUACGCAAAUAUCCAACAGUAUUCUACCAUGGACGAGAUGAACUAGAUUUAUAUCGUCAGUGGUGUCGUUUCUACAGUUGCCAUUGCAUCGUUGUAAAAGAUGGUGUAAAGUUGAAGUCAAUACCUAACUUUAACACCUCAUUAUCGACUUCACCAGAUGUCAAAACAACAGGUGCGACGACAACAGCAAUAAAAAAUUGUGAUGGUAUAUCUUUGCUGAAAAAUGUUGGUUAUUCUAAUUCUAUAGCAUUAGGUGGUGAUCCACAAAGUUUUUCUGAUACAGAAUUAUUAUUAGAGGAGACAGUAACCAAUGCAGUCGUUGCAGGAAUCCCUAAAUUAACUGAACCAUCGACAGUGUCACGUAGACAACAUAUGCUAAAUCAAACAUCAUAUCAUGGUUUCCAAGGUCUUGUUACACAAACAGUCUUGGAAGUACUCCUUAAAGAAUAUUCUAGUCAAUUAAAUGAUUCACUUGUACAUCCUAGUCUACAGCAUCACUCUUCUCCGACUUCUGCCGCUUCUUCUUCAACAACAACAACGUCCAGUACACGUGGAGCAAUAGCAACAGAUCUAGAGUUGAAAUCGUCAAUCGACCAUGAUCAGAGUCACUCACUACUAAUACAAGAAACAAGUAAUAAAUCACAUUUAUUGUCCUUUAUAAGUUCAUCACCUGUACCGCCAUUACUAAGUAAUCAAGAAUUUGAUUUUAAACGUCGAUUAGAAUUACAUCGACGUCGCGGACGUUUGUGGGCACGUUUACGUCGAAAUAAAGAAGAGGCUAGACGUUGGACACGUCUAGUUGAAAUGUUUGUAACUAAUGGUCUAGAAAUAAUGGAUCCACAACCAAUUUAUCCAGCAUUAGCAUCUCUUACGGGAUCGAGAACACAAUUUUUGAUAAAAGAAAAAAAGGUCAUUUUUGGUCGUAAUUCAUUCGUUUAUCAACCGCAUAUCGAUUUAUCAAUGGAAGGUAUUGACAGUGGACGUAUAUCACGUUGUCAUGGUCAAAUACGCUUAAGUAAAGAUGGUAUAUUUUGGUUAACUAAUUUUUCAUCUCAUACUGUGUAUGUUGAUGGUAACCCGAUACUGACAGACGAAGAAGUUGAGCUGAAGGAUUUCGCAACAAUUUUAGUUGAUCAUAUCACAUUGAGAUUUGAUGUGAAUCAUGAUUACGUGAAUUGGAUAUGUAGCAAUGAUAGUACCACUGCCACCACUACUGAUUGUAUAUUUAUUUAUAGUUGUGGUAAUGGUAAUAGUGAUACGAGCCAUUCCAUUAAAAAUAAUCAUUAUGACGGCGACAAAACUCUCAUAAUAACAUAG
Messenger RNA from Schistosoma intercalatum, 1908 nucleotides. The record is from the annotation of a GenBank genome assembly. Lineage: Eukaryota; Metazoa; Platyhelminthes; Trematoda; Strigeidida; Schistosomatidae.